Folsomia candida is the source of this 7171-nucleotide messenger RNA. It is a transcript of the gene Ubr1, whose product is annotated as E3 ubiquitin-protein ligase UBR2. Lineage: Eukaryota; Metazoa; Arthropoda; Collembola; Entomobryomorpha; Isotomidae. Gene Ontology annotation, cellular component: cytoplasm; ubiquitin ligase complex. The transcript is spliced from 25 exons. The coding region runs from base 387 to 6173 and encodes 1928 amino acids. The record is from RefSeq and is a predicted model, not a curated record. Gene Ontology annotation, molecular function: zinc ion binding; ubiquitin protein ligase activity. Gene Ontology annotation, biological process: ubiquitin-dependent protein catabolic process via the N-end rule pathway; protein ubiquitination.
CCACAACCGAGUAGUGGGAACUUUGUUCACGUAUAUUAUUCUCCGUCGUGCUUUUCUCAAUCACUAAAUUACCACUGUUGCUGAACUCUUAUCUUUUUCCAAGCUACUACGAAAUUAACACGAAAUUGUACUGCCAGUCCUCAUCCUGACCAGAAAAGUAGCAAGGAGGACACAAAAGCAAGAAAGAUAAAGUUCAUCAGCAGUCAGUAGAAAAUCAUUAUUCGUCCAAUUAAAUUUUCCUAAAAAUUAUAAUGUGCUUUAAAAAAAAUACGUAAAUUUGAAAUUUAAGUGUACCUGGAAGUUAUUUAAUUUUAACAAAAUUUCAAGCGAGUUAUUAAUAAUAAUAAUAGUAAUCAGAAAAUAAGUAAAACUCCAAUAGCUUCGUGAUGGAUUUGGGGGAAGAAAUGGAUGAUCAGGACCAGGAGCCAGUAGACUUUUCCAGUCCUGAAAGUCCUGCGUCUCCAUUUUCUCCAGGGCCCUCAGUGGAAACGCCACUGCCUAUCUUAUCGUUCUACAACAAGUCAAUCACUGCAGAGAAGUUAGCAGAUUUAAGCGUCAGCGACUUGUAUGAAUAUUGGAUGCAAAAAUUUGAAAGUGGGCAACUCAAUGAACAAUCCACCCUGGAAAUGAUGAGAGAAUAUUGGAUAAAAAUUGUUCCUCAUGUGUAUAAACUGGAGGCUAAUCAAGACUGUCUGGCACCAUUUAAGGAAGCUGAAGAUAUGGUAGAAAAAUUCUUGAUUGAACCAUUAGCGUGGUUUUUAACUCAAAGUGAAUGUAGCUCAGAUUUCCUUACGCAGUAUCUUGCGGUGCGAGACAAUCCUCCUACUGUUUGCGGUCGAGUAUUUCAAGUGGGCGAAGCAACCUACUCUUGUCGACAAUGCGGAAUGGAUCCCACGUGUGUUCUUUGUGCUGAUUGUUUUAAAGACUCAGAGCAUAAGACUCACAAGUAUAAGAUAGCUACGUCUGCUGGAGGAGGAUACUGUGAUUGUGGUGAUCCAGAAGCAUGGCGAAGUCAUGUGCAUUGUAAAUCUCACACGCCAAAUCCUCACAAAUUCAAGGACGAUAAGAAUGAGCAGCAUGAGGGAUUCGAUAAAAGAGCCAGAUUGAUACUUCCCGCAUUACUUUUAUAUUCGUUUGAACUCACUGCUAACGAAUUAGAUCGUCACUUGCCGUCCUCCUUGACACUUCAUGAGGAUAAAAACGCUGAUGACCAAAUUGGAUAUCCCUUGUUUUGCACAGUCCUCUAUAAUGAUGAAACCCAUACUUUCGAUCUUGUCAUCCAAACCCUAACACGUGCUCUUCAAUGCAGUAAGAAAGAUGCGAUUGAAUUUGCAACCACCAUUGAUCGCGAGGGAAGAAGUAUUGUAAAAGUCGGUGGGUUUAAUCAAUGUCAUGAGGCUCAAAAAAUAAUCGAGCGAAAUACCGCUGGAAGGGGUCCCAACACAAAGUCAUUAAAAUGUUCUGUGGUAAAACGAGAGGUUGUUCAGCAUCAAGCGUUUGCUCUACGAUUACUCUCAUGGGUUGAAGUCCUAUGUACACAUAGUCUGUCGAUACGAACGAUAGUUCAAAACGUGUUCUAUUGCAAAGGGGAAGGGUUGGUUCUUUGCUCUGAUACGUCAAAGAAUGCGUGGCUCGUGGAUGCCGUUAUGUUAAAUGACACGAAAUUGUGGAAGGCUGCCCGCAGUUGUUGGCACAGGUUGAUUAUUGCUGGUCUUUUAAAAGAGUAUGAUUCAAAGAAGACGUUUGCGGAGGUGUUUACUCGGGAAUACGCUUCAACUAUGGAUGAUUUUAUUCGAGAUGACCACGAUCAUUCGUAUUCCGUCACUUCCUUAUCCGUCCAAAUUUUUACAGUACCUUCAAUUGCUCAUUUUCUUGUUGAAAACCAAGAUGUUAUUUACACUAUACUUCGUGUGCUGCUUGCACAAUGUGACUCAAGGGUUAAUGCAGCUGGUAAACUAGAGUUUGAUAGAGGUGCUGUCGUUGCUACAACAUCCUUCAAGCGGACCAAUUUCGCCAUCCUAGACUUGAAGUACAUUCUGACAAAUCCUCCCAUUUCUUGGUCUGCAUUAAUGGUCAAGAAUUUCACUAAUGGAAUUGACUCGUUUUUAAAGUUCUUGUCGUAUAUGCAGGAAAUGGAUUCUGUAACUCGACAAGUUGGACAGCACAUGGAAUACGAACCGGAGUGGGAGUCAGCUUUCAAUCUGCACAUAAAAUUACAGCCAGUGGUUCAGUUAUCAUUGGAAUGGUGUGGAUUAAAUAAGCCUGUGUUCAUACGUGCCUUCAGACAUUGUCUCCACGAUCUUUCAAAGGCUUACGAAGUUCUGAAAUCAAAGUCUACAACACUUGAACUUGCCAACCAUUCAGCUACUUGUUAUGUUUACGACGUUGCCACACAGCCUGUCUCUGUACACCUGCCAUUAACGAGAUAUUUUUCGGGAUUAUAUCUCCACUUGCAAGCAUUUGAGUUGGAUUUUUUCUCUUCAGAAUUUAACCUCACUGAAAAGCCGGUUCCAGAAAUGAUAAUGGAACCUGCACUGCGAACACAAGUGCUGAUUGCUCAGGUAAAUGCAUCAAUGUGGAAGCGAAAUGGAUAUGCCCUUCUGAACCAGCUUUACUUUUACCACAAUGUUCGUUGUCGGGCUGACAUGCUCGAUAAGGAUAUUAUUACCUUGCAAAUUUCUGCGUCUGUUAUUGAAAGCAAUGAAUUCCUAAUUCAUGUAAUUAAUCGAUUUGGAUUGUACCAAUGGAUCCUCACGGGAUUUGAUGAGAAGGCACUGAAACCAGAAGGUCAAGAAGAAGAUUUUAGCAAGUAUUUGGGUACCUUGACUGAGGAAUUCCUUGGUCUCUUAAUUACGCUGGUUUCUGCUCGAUUUACGCCGGGAGUUGGUCAAGUCGAAAGAGCCAAUACCAUUAAAAAGGAAGUUAUUCAACAACUCUGCAUCGAACCGAUGACUCACUCAAUGCUAAACAAAUCGCUUGUGGAAAAUGUGAAUUUAGAAACGGGUCUUGAACUUGUGAUACAUGAAGUAGCAAAUCAAAAAGGUCCCACCCCACAACGGUCAUCCGUUGUUUACGAACUAAAACCAGAGUUUUACGACGAUUAUGACGUGUACCACUACCAUUAUACAAGGGAAGAAAUGUCAAAGGCUGAAGAAAGUCAGCGAGCAAGGAAGAAGGCUGCCAAAGAGCCAGAAAUAUUUCCACCUCCAAAGUUGCCUCCGUUUACUCAGAUGUUCGAUAUGUUGGUCAACUUUUUACAAUGUGACAUAUUUUUACAUGUAAUUGGUCUGGUGCUAAACAAGAGUCUUCAAAAGUCGAAUCGUAACAUCAACGAAUCCUUAGUUCGGAAGGCACUGCAUCUACUUGGGCAUGGCCUUAAUGAAGAAAUUGCUCGGAAUAAGAGGGAAGCGGGACAUUACUUCCAAUUUACUCAUAAUGCAGCUCGUUGGAAUAUUUUUGAAAUUCUGGAUAAAAUGUUGCAAGAUUCGGCUUUAAAUCAUCAUCACAAGAUGAUUUUAUGGCUCCGCAAUCAGCACAGUGCAAUCAAGCCUGAUACAUUUGAGACUCAGGCACCCUUAGUUGCUCAACCCGAUGAAGAGGAGGAGAAGAAGCGAAAAGCAGAAUUAAUUAAGGAGGCGAAGGAAAAGAUGAUGGCUAAAAUGGCUGCAGCUCAGAAAAAAUUUAUGUUGGUGAACAAAGACUUAUUUUCUGAAGAAAAAAUUGGUGCUGAAUUUGGGGAGGACGAGUUGGGAAUCAAUUGCGAUACUGACAUGAACCCUGUAGAUACCAUUGGGGUUGGACCUCGCAAACAAAAUCCUACUCAUUUGCCAGAUGAAAAGUAUAUCUGCAUUUUGUGUCAAGAAGAACAAAACUUAGCAAUUGGAAAUAAGCGCUUCGUUUUAGCGUGUUUCAUCCAAAGAUCGACCAUGAUGUCACAAUAUAGAGACAAGUUAAUUGAAGAAUCCACAAAUGAAUAUCAGGGGACCAGACAAAACGAAAUUUCUGCAGUAGAAUUGAUUAACCCACUUUACCUCAAUCCCAACCUCAACACUUCCUCUGUAAUGACAACAUGUGGUCAUAUAAUGCACGAUCAUUGUUGGUCAAGCCAUAUGGACACGGUUGUGAACAAGGAACGUCGACGUCCAUAUCGGCUAAGACACCCACUUAGCUUUGAUGUCGACAAACUAGAGUGGUUAUGCCCAAUGUGUGAAAGUAUUUGCAAUGCUGCACUUCCCAUGGCCGUCCAUCUGUCAAGAAUGUAUAAUUUUUCGAGUGAUUCUGCUUCAGAACCGGAUAAAUACCAGACAGAACCUUCUGGCUCAUUUGAUGUUUGGAUGCAUGGGAUGCAGCUAGUGGUUCAGAACAAAGUCGUGUCAAAGAAGAUGACUGCAACUGAUGAGUAUGAUUCGUGGGCAAAAAUCCGUUAUGGGAGUUCCGACGAUAAUGUCAUGUUUGGCCUAACGUCAUCAUCAAAGACCUUAAUUGCUGGUACAAUGGAACCCGAUGACGGGGAGCAUUUCUUGAAACAUUGCCGAAGCCGUUCAUAUUUAGCCGAUAGUGAGCACACCGUAAACAAAUGGUUAUAUUCGGGAUUUCAUCCAAUCUUUACAACCUUUAUGAUUAGAAAUUAUAAUGCUGCACUAUGCAUUGAGUUGCCAAGAGAAGACGAUUUCCGGCUGCUACUUUCGAUAUGGAAUUGUCUUGCUUUCACCAUCGUGUCUUCGGAGGCGUUUCAUCGAGACCAGAAUCUACCCUUCUUUGGUGAUCAGGUUCCACUGCGACGAAAUAUUGGAAUCAAGUACUUAACAAGAGCUUGUGCCGUUAACUCUGAUCGUAAUGGGUAUUGGAUCGAGUACUCGAGAACGUUCGCAAUUAGGAUUCUUACCACAUUACUAAAUAAUCGGCAACAGGAUCCCACCUUGUUUGAGUGUGAUGCGUUUGGACUACUUGUGUAUCUUACGUUCUCGAUGCCAAGCUUGUUUGUUUAUCCUGAGAACGCAGGGGCGGAAGGCACAACGGAGGAAUCAUCUUGGACAGGGGAAUACUGUCAGCCUCCAUGUGGGAAUCUUAUUGAUCAUCACAUUCUCCGUCUGUUGUACAUGUAUCAUGUCACUCAAAUUCUGCUCUCCAUUGAUUUUUCGCAUUGUCUAAGAGAGCCUGAACAAGACAAAGUAGUAGAACCAACUCCUCCGUGUCCCAAUACUCCUAGUUCCGAAGAGCCAAUGGAAACUGACACAGAACCAAGUUCUUCUCAAUUUGUUUCGCGAAAAGAGUACAUCUUUGGCAGAAUUUGGCAAAGAGCAAAAAAAGAAAAUGUGCCAUGGGAUGAAAUGUCGAAAGUAGACUGCGACGCUGUUUGGAUAGCUGUGCAGCAGGCAUCUGUACCAUUUCUACGCUGUUGUGCCAAGUUUUAUGAAAGUCUGUCAGGAAUUGCUCCUCCACCAGAACUUGAGACUGUCGAUUCGUCAUUCGAUUAUUUAAUCAAGUAUUUAGAUUUACCAAAAGAAUUCGAAGCGUUGUUCGUAUCUUUAAUUGAUUGGCAAUUGCCGUACAAAUGGGCUAGUCAUCCUCGCACUCCUAAAAUUUUAGAAACGGUUUUGCCAGUUGAUGCCCGAAAAUAUCCUUUAGACCUUGGAGGAUUAAGUUAUGAGUAUCUCCCAAGAAUUUUGGUUGUGAAAUAUCCACGGAUGUUAUCAUCCUUAACCCCUUUACCUGAGGACUAUACUGAAUUGAUCAACAUGGUCUCUAAUUUUACUUGCAAAAACUCUAAAACUCUCGACUCUAGAACUCCAACAAUGUGUCUCGUCUGCGGAACUAUCCUUUGUUCGCAGAGCUAUUGCUGUCAACGAGAAAUAAAACCAAAUUUUGUAAUUGGAUCGUGUAUGUAUCACGCAAACUACUGCGGGGGUGGAUCCGGUAUCUAUCUACGAAUUAGAGAAUGCAAACUCUUUUUAACUCACGGUCAAAACAGAGGAUGCUUCUUGCCCCCACCUUACCUGGACGAGUAUGGAGAACCAGAUCAAGGACUUCGUCGUGGAAAUCCGUUAAAAUUGUCAAUAGAAAAAUACGAAGCGUUGCGCAAACUGUGGGUACAACAUGCUAUCCCUGAAGAAAUUGCUCGUACAACUGAACAUAGUGUCACUGCUGCGGGAACAGAGUGGCAAUACCUUUGAUUACGCUGACGUUAAACAUGUAGAAUCGUUUCCAUCCAACUACUACAACCCAUCGAUCGUCGCAUGUAGCUAUUAGUACUUAAUAGAUCACGUAUGAAGGUUCUGCAUUGCAUUAUUCAUUAUUUAAAUUAGUUCGCUUGAAUCUCCAAAUUCACAAUAAAUAACAAAAUCAGUGUUGUUGUCAGCUAACCUUUUUUCUCCAAAUUGCAAAUUUUCAUUCGCUUUAGUUAAGUUUAUCACAACGCACUGUGAUUUUUAAAUCAAAUGCAAUGAAACUAGUAUUGUAUAAAUUUUAACCAGUUUAAAUCAUGGAAGAGGAUAUUAAAUUUCUGGGCAUGUUUUAGGCACAAUCGCCUAGUUUUAAAUCUUUUAGUAUUAUUAUUGGUUUUAUCAUCAUUUAUUUAGUUGUAGUGUUUUUAUUUCAAAAUGAAAUAUGUAUCCCUCUCCUGAAAUUUCUCAUAAAAGGAUCCCCGAAACCAAGAAGACUGCUACAUUUUCAACCUUCUUAGUGUUAUCUGGCAGUAACAUUAUAAAACGGAAAUGUACUCUGUCGAGCUAUGAUUUCGUCGAACAUGUCGAAAAUACUCGUUUUAGGAAUGGAAAUAGAGUUACAUUUUCUAUGCGGAUACAGAAAAGGUGUGUGCUUGCAUGAAAUACAUAACUAAUAUGUACGGUAUGUAAUAAUAAAUUUUAACCUAUAAAGUUAUCACGUUGUGUGCUCUGCAUAAAUUGUUAUGCAAAAGUUUGAAAUACAAACAAACACUUACUGAUGCGCUGCUACAUUUUAUUGGGUACUCGAUUAUACGCACCGGCGAGAGUUCUAACCAUGAAUUUUGAUGAUAUUUAUUACUCUAUCUUGAAAGGAAUAGAAUUAAAUUAAAAAUGCAAUAUAGUUAGAUUUUAAAAAAAUACUUGGUAAAAAUGAGAAAUAUCAUAUGUUGGAAAAAAAUAUACGAAUCGGAAGUAACGCUUAUGUAAUAAACGGAUACAUACAUACG